AUGGCACUUCGAACAAUUAUCUCUGGCACAGUAAAUGACUGGCAUAUUAAUAUAGUGGAUGCUUUAAAAUUUUAUCAAACUAGUUCGACGGGUGGCGCGAAGCGCCACCCAUCUUAUUUAGUGGCAUUAGUGGUAUUCAUUUUUACAGAUGGUUUGUUAUCGCCUGGUAGCACUUCUUCAAAGUGUGUUAGAAUUGAAGAUUAUAAUGAAUCUAUCGAAUCUAUUGAUGUUUUUGGUUCUACUGUUAAUAAUUAUACGAAGUCCAUUGGAAUUAAUAGUUCUUGUGAGGUUAUUCAAGAUGAUAAAAUUGAAAAUAAAGUAAAAAUUGAGAAUCGUCAAGAAAAUGUUGUGCGUGGUGGUGGUAAAAAAGAAAAAGAUUAUAUAGGUCAUUCCUUGCGUAGUGCUUUAAGGUCACAUAAGUCUGGUACAAAUGUCACUG
Molecule: messenger RNA, 439 nt
Organism: Dentiscutata heterogama
Lineage: Eukaryota; Fungi; Glomeromycota; Glomeromycetes; Diversisporales; Gigasporaceae
Source: the annotation of a GenBank genome assembly